CGCUCGUGGAUCUCAGUGCUGAGGGAACCACGGUUGCUCGUGUGUAAUGCGUGCACCGUGUCUUAACAAAAAUUGACUGUCAAGCCGAACGUUUCAUGCUUCAUCAUUGUGAGUGCACGUCGUCGUGUCGUCUAAUAACUUGUGCUAUGUAAUUCAUCACCCAGUUCUCCCUUUUGUUAAACCUCUGGAUGAAAGAUGAUGAGACAGUUCUCCAGUUUUCGUGAAAUAGUUGACCUAAAGAAUUCGUUGCUUUCGACCUUUUCGAAAGUGAAUUGAAGCGUGGAAAGGAAAAUUCUUUUUCCAAGCCAUCAACUGCACCAAAAGGAAGCAGUCGAUUUGUCUUGCGUGUGUCUGUGUAUAGACAGUGGCGCCAUUUGGAAAAAGCCCCCUCGUUGUCUGUGUGUGAUUCAUCCACUGCGCCUUCUUCUAGAGAUUGGCAGACCUCAACAACGUGCCGCUCCCUUUUGAAUUGCAUUUUCCGGUGGAUAAAAAAAAAAAGACGCUUCUCUCUCCUCCCACAAAAAAAAAAAACAAAAAAAAAGAAUUUUUUUUUUGCUGGAAUGGAUUUGGAAAAGGCGUUCGCCGUUGUGGAAGCCAGCCAAAAAGUGCCAACUGUAAUCCUCACAUCCGCCGACGCGUUGUUGCUUUCGGGUCGUCCUGGAAUGUUGGCUGAAGUCACAGUUGCUUCACGUUGAAGACGGACGUCAAACAGUUCGAUUUUUGACUUCAGUGACGUCAAUUUAUUCAUCCAUCGUCUCUGCUUCCAAACAAACAUGUCGAUCCGCUUUCAUCCGCAAUUGAUGCACGACGGGUCCGGCAAGGCGUUUUACUGCCGCGAAUGGGUCUUUGCCAAAGUUGGCCACAUCCUGGACAACAGGACGGCCGAGAAGAUUCAAGUGGCCAACAUUUCCGGCGUCCUGGUCGUCGGCGAGCCGGGCGCCGGCAAGACGGCCGUCACGUUAGAAAUUGUGCGUGGAGGAGUCAACCAACAUUGCAGGUCUCUUUCAAAUCGAGUUUUAGCCAGCCAUUUCAUCAAUGGAUACGAACCGGAAACGCAAUCGGUGGCUGGAUUCAUCCGGCGGUUGGUGGAUCAACUUCAAGAAUCAAGAUUAAUCGAUGGAUACGCAGACAAGUUGCGACACCCUGAAUUAGCCGAAUGGCUUCAUCCGCAACGUAUGGAACUUGAUCCGGAUGAAGCCUUCCAGCGAACUGUUCUCUUUCCUCUCCUCGAGAUGGACACGCCUCCGCGCAAUUUGCUUCUCAUUGUAGAUUCAUUAGACGAGCCUUCGCUUGUGCUGGACGGCGGUUUCAACAGCGUUCGAAGGCUAACGGACUUGCCCGAUGGCGAUUCCAGUCAGAGCAUUGCUGAAUUAUUGGCCAAUCAUCACCAUUUGCUUCCGCCAUGGCUUCUUCUACUCGUGACGUUGCGGAGGAGUAACAAACCUCUUGCCCGUCUGUUUACGGGUUUCAAGAAAAUCGCAUUGGAUCAGGUGCGUCGUAAUUCAGUCAUCCGCGAUGUCCAGCAAUACAUUCUAGCCCGUCUGGAGAAGGAGGCAGCCCUACGGCGCCACUUGACGCGCGAGACAGCGCCAGCUCUCAACAUGUUGCAUAUUAAAAGCCACGGAUGUUUGUUGUACGUUGAAGCGGUGCUGGAUGGUGUCGCGGACGGGUCCGUCCUCCUUCGUGACAUACCUGAAAUACCUGGCACACUUAACGGGCUCUACCUGUGGCUCUGUCAACGGCUUUUCACCCGACGCGGUUGGAAUAAAGUCCAGCCAUUAUUGGCCGCUCUGUUGGCCAGCAGGCAUCCGCCAAGUCAAGAUCAACUCCUUCGCGCGGCUUAUACCAUUGACGCGCGGAUGUCUCGAUCCGAGUUUCGCAAACGAAUGAACAUGUUGCGCAAGUUAUUAAUUCCGGCUGCUGGGCCGGAUUCUUCCGGUGGGCGAAUGCAGAUCUUUCACAGCAGUUUCGGCGAGUGGCUGACGGACGUCAAACACUGUACGCAACGUUUUCUAAUCAAAGUGGCCGAAGGUCACGCUCGCUGGGCCGUCACGCUGGCCAGCCGCGGUGAAAACAUGACGCCGGACGAGGUGGAAGAUUUGACGUUCCAUCUCGGACGGAUGCAGCUGCAGUCGCCAUUGGAAGCUUGGCAUCUUCCUCUUUGGCUCUUGUGGACCAAAACGCCUCUGCCGGACCAGGCCGUCCUUGAAGCCGUUAUGGUCAGCAGCCUCGGUGCUCAGAAUCUGAGCCCAGAUGACAUCGAAAGUCAACUGGACGGAACGUUUGGUUUAGUGGCGGAGGAAUGCCGAUCUCAAGACAAACCGGAUAUGGUCGAAGACGAUAGUGCUAUUGUUGCUGCCAUGGCAACCGAUGAAUCCAUUCGUCAGUCGCCUGUUAUUACUACUAGUCCAUUAGCCGGGACGACGAUGGCGGAUCCGGCGGAAGAGAUUGAAAGAUUGAUUGAACACGAAGAAGAAGAGGAAGAAGAAGAAGAAGAAGAGGAAGAGGCCAUUUCCCCUGUUUUGGAACGCCGGAACAGUGUUAGAUUAUUACGCCACGCCCAUUCGCUGAACGAAGCGGAAGAUCCGGAGCAAUCGCUCUUUUAUGCGGCCCAAAUGGGAUACACGUCGGCCGUUACCAAACUUUGCCAUCGUUAUAGAUCGUCCAUCAGUCUAGCGGCAUUACGGCACGCUCUGUCGAUCGCCGCCCGUCAGGGUCACGCUUCUCUAGUCUCCACGUUGCUGGAAGCCGGAGCGGAUCCGGAUGUGGCCGAUUCUGAGGGCUGGACGCCGCUGAGAGCCGCCGCUUGGGGCGGACACGCUUCCACCGUCCAAGUGUUGCUGGAACGCGGAGCUCAGGUGGACGCCAGUGACUCUGAAGGCAGGACGGCUCUCAGAGCGGCCGCUUGGGCUGGCCACGAAGAAGUCGUCCGGGCCCUUUUAAACGCUGGUGCACAAGUGGACGGGGAAGAUCGACAAGGACGGACGCCGCUUAUUGCGGCCGCUUAUAUGGGUCACGCAGACAUUGUUGCCGCUCUGUUAGACGCAGGUGCUCAGCCAGACCAUGUCGAUUGCGAAGGGCGGACAGCCCUUUCGGUGGCCGUGCUUAGCGUCGCCUGCCGGACACAACCUAAUGGAAAUCAUCCGCCAUCUGGUGGUGGAGACGUUAGCGUCCGUCGCCGCCGUCCUCGUGUGUUGGUCAAACGACGUCCAUCUAAAGUCAAUUCAGAUGACAUCGAUCCGGCCAGCCAAGAGCAAGACACUUCACCUCCAGCCGAAGUGGCCUCGUCCAUUUAUCCGGACAGUGGGAUUACCGGUACCCUGACGGGCACUUUGGCUGGAACGUUAGAUGGCGAAGAUAACGAAGCUGUUGAAACAGUGACCAUCCUUUUAGAAUACGGCGCUUCGGUUAACCAUCAAGAUAAAGUAGACGGACUAACUCCACUUUUAGUGGCUGCUUUUGAAGGCCAUCGGACGGUAUGCGAACUGCUACUGGAAGGAGAUGCCGAUGUCGAUCAGGCAGAUUUAGGAGGGCGGACGCCGCUCCUAGCGGCCGCGUCCAUGGGGCACGGUCACAUUGUCGAACUUCUCCUUUUUUGGGGUUGCUAUGUGGACAGUAUCGAUGCUGAAGGUCGCACCGUUUUGUCCAUCGCCUGCGCCCAGGGGUCGGUUGAUGUUGUCCGAUUGCUGCUGGAUCGUGGGCUGGAUGAAGCUCAUCGUGACAAUGCCGGAUGGACGCCCUUACAUUAUGCGGCUUUCGAAGGCCAUGCGGCUGUUGUUGAUCUUUUACUAGAAGUCGGUGCUCGAAUGGACGCUACCGACAAUGACGGCCGAGCUCCUAUUUUGCUGGCCACGCAAGAAGGUCACCUGUCCGUUGUUGAACGAUUGAUUGAAUUAGGUGCCGAUAUCAAUCAAAAGAGUCUUGACGGUAAAACACCGUUACGCGUGGCCGCCCUCGAGGGCCACAAUUCCGUUUUGUCCGCCUUAGUGGAAGCCGGUGCUGAUCUGACGUCCAAGGACCCUGACGGCCGCAGUACUCUAUACCUCCUAACAAUAGAGAAUAAAAUCCAGCAAGUGGAGAUUAUCCUUUCCAAGGCUGCGGGCAAAUACAACUUGGAGGAGGAUCGCGAUCUCGAAGGCCGGACGCCGCUCCACAUAGCGGCCUGGCAGGGCCACACAUCGAUGGUGGAGUUGCUGCUCCGUUACGGAGCCGACGUGAACGCGGUGGACCGGGAACAGCGGACGCCGUUACAGAGCUCUGCGUGGCAAGGACACGAGUCCGUUGUUUGGCUCCUGCUCAAGGCCGGCGCACGGGGCGAUCAGCCGUGCUCGCAGGGAGCCACACCUCUCUCUAUAGCUGCGCAAGAAGGCCACGAAGGCGUUGCCAGGCUGUUGCUGGCCAGCGGAGCGGAUCCCAACCGAGCCGACGGCUGCGGUCGCACUGCCCUGAAAUUGGCCAUGAAAGGCGGUCAUAAGAAAGUAAUCCAGCUUUUGGAAAACUCGUCCAGCACGUCGUCAAAAUCGUCCGAUAUUGGAUCGAAAUAUUUGUCGGUCAAUGGGCCAGACCCCAAGGACUACAGCCCUGCGUCAACUUUCGAGACGGCCAGUUGCAAGUCUGGUAGCAACUUGACAUCGUCAACACCAAGGUCGUCUUCUCUGACGGCCGAAUUGAAAGCCUCUCCAUCACCGUCUGUUCAAACGUCGCAACUCAGCUUUACACAACAGCUGCAGCAGCAAGCUGGACAGCAACGAGGAUCUCGACCUCGAACAGCCGGACUGCAUUUGCCACUUUACUCGGCCAAUCGGAUCCUGUCGCCGUUGAGCGAGCCGCAGAGUCCGCUUUACGCUUCUCCUCCACCUCCCACUCCGCCCAACGAGCCCAUCUGGCAGCCGAUCCAUCAAACUACGCCGCAAAGUCAACCCCCAACAUGCGUACCGUCAUCGCUGGAUCACCAUCGUUUGGUGUCUGUCCUGACCGAUCGUAUAGGUCCGAUGACGGCCAAAAAUGGCCAUUCACGUUCCAGUUUGACGAGCCUUUUGCGUCGUGAGCGGUCCGAAGAUGCCUUCAGAGUCUCGAGCAUCGGUAGCACAACACCUCCUGUGCCACAUCGGACAUCCAGCAUCGAUCCGGAUCGUACACAACCUACGCAACGGAUGGAUAUACUUAAAAACGAGCCUUCUUUAAGGCCGUCUUCGGUUCCCCUCACGCAGAGUAGUCACAUGCAGAUCAUUUUAGGAAUCCCAUCAAAAUCACGACGUAAUGGAUUCGGUCACCGUCCAAUUGCCCAUCCGCAAGUGUCACGCGAUAGUCACCACGGCGGUGGUUUCAGUGGAAUGUUGGCCGGCAUCCGCAACAGCGCCCUACUCCACGGCAGCACCAAAUUGAAAAACGCUCUGUGUAACGCCGUCAGUCGACCGGUUGGCGUCAUCAAAAAGGAGACUCAGCUAUAAAAA
Daphnia carinata is the source of this 5453-nucleotide messenger RNA. Its product is annotated as ankyrin repeat domain-containing protein 50-like. Gene Ontology annotation, molecular function: protein binding. The record is from RefSeq and is a predicted model, not a curated record. NCBI's taxonomy places the organism in Eukaryota, Metazoa, Arthropoda, Branchiopoda, Diplostraca, Daphniidae. The transcript is spliced from 9 exons. Bases 774 to 5450 code for a protein of 1558 amino acids.